AUGGUUUCCUUCUGGACCCCCGCCAUCGUCAUGGUUUUCACUUACGUCAAAAUCUUCAUCGAAGCACGCAAGCAAGAGAAAAAGAUGAGAUUGCUAGUGGUCAGUGCAUCCAACACAUCAACAAGCAACUAUAACAGCAACGUGAAUAACGUUAACAGCAACGCUAACUGCAACAUCAGCAACGUUAAUAAUAACAACAACAACAACAGCAGCAGCAGCAACAACAACAACAACAACACAGUUAACCGUAGCAUCACAACAGGACCUACAAAUUCUGAUGUUCUCAAUAAGUUGAUUAGGGACCAUGAAACUGACGGCAAUAACGUUACUGGCUCUAACGACAAUAACUCAAACAACUAUAAUAAUAAUGAUAAUAAUAAUAAUAAUAAUAAUAAUAAUAGCAACAACAACAGCAACAACACAGAUUCCAGUAACACCGAUAACGACAACCACACUAAUAAUAAUAAUAACAAUUUUAAAAACAGCCACAACCGCAAUAACAACAAUAACAACAGCAACAACAACAACAAGACAGAUAAUAGUAGUAGCAAUAACGACAACCACACAAAUAAUAAUCCCAACAAUUGUAACAACAACAAGAACAACAACGAUAAUAACAACGAUAACAACAACAUAAAUAGCAAUAGUGGUUGCAAUGUUGAGAGGAUUGGUUGUGCAGAUGCUGAUGGCAAAAAUGACUGCCUGUCCAUAACAACUUCAAGCCAUCUCAAAAUACAAUUCGCGUACCCAUCUUUGAAAGUGGGUUUGACUGAGCUUAAUGUUUGCCUAUCAUACAUCUUAAAAUGCCAUGUUAAAAUUAAAGCAUUCAAACUAGCAAGUAGCAUUAGUUCGAAAAAUGAUUUUAGAGGAACCAAAGGAGACGAUAUCGUAAUUAGCAACACUGCAAUAAACAACAGAGCAAUUGGCAUAAAAGCAAUUAGCAUCGUGGAUGUCGAGAACAUAGGCAGUUCAAACAACGACGUUGAAAUCAACACAAGCGACAACAACUACCUCAAAAUACACAACAGUAGUUCCACAGGCAACAACGUAAAAAACAGAAACAACCUCAGCACCAGCAGCAGUCGACUGCAACUCAGCCUCUCGAGUUCCAGCCAAAGAUUGACACAACAACGUAAACAGAUUCAUCGAGAGAACAAAGCUGCCAAAACAUUAGGUGAUUUGAGCAUGAAAUGA
Molecule: messenger RNA, 1194 nt
Organism: Helobdella robusta
Lineage: Eukaryota; Metazoa; Annelida; Clitellata; Rhynchobdellida; Glossiphoniidae
Exons: 4
Coding region: 1-1194 (397 amino acids)
Source: RefSeq, a predicted model, not a curated record